Molecule: messenger RNA, 3615 nt
Organism: Hipposideros armiger (great roundleaf bat)
Lineage: Eukaryota; Metazoa; Chordata; Mammalia; Chiroptera; Hipposideridae
Gene: ANOS1
Product: anosmin 1
Exons: 14
Coding region: 97-2157 (686 amino acids)
Biological process (GO): neuron differentiation
Cellular component (GO): extracellular region; cell surface
Molecular function (GO): protein binding; peptidase inhibitor activity
Source: RefSeq, a predicted model, not a curated record
AGUCGCGGCGGCCGCGAGGUGCCCGGCAGUGCGGCCCCGGCGCGGAGCGGGGAGCCUCGGCCAGCGCCCGGCGCCCGCGCCCCCCGACCCGCAGCCAUGGCGCCCGGGGCGCCCGGGGCCGCCCUGACCCUGUGCCUCUGGCUGGCGGCCUCCGGGGGCUGCAUGGCCGGCGGUGGCCCGCGCGCGGCGGCGGCUGCACGGCGGGGGGACGAGUCGCUGUCGGCCGGGAGCGUCCAGCGCGCCCGCUGCGCCUCCAGGUGCCUCAGCCUGCAGAUCACGCGCAUCUCCGCCUUCUUCCAGCACCUCCAGAACAAUGGUUCCCUGGUUUGGUGCCAGAGUCACAAGCAGUGUUCUAAGUGCUUGGAGCCCUGCAAGGAAUCCUCAGACCUGCGGAAGGAGCAGUGCCAGCGAUUCUGUGAGCCUCUCUUCCCCAAGAAGAACUACGAAUGCCUGACGAGCUGUCAGUUCCUCAAGUACGUGCUGUCCGUGAAGCAGGGGGACUGUCCGGCCCCCGAGAAAGCCAGCGGGUUUGCCGCCGCCUGCGUGGAAAGCUGCGAAGUGGACAGCGAGUGCUCCGGGGUGAAAAAGUGCUGUUCGAAUGGAUGCGGACACACCUGCCAGGUGCCCAAGACGCUGUACAAAGGUGUGCCUCUGAAGCCCAGGAAAGAGUUACGAUUCACAGAGCUACCGUCCGGACAGCUGGAGAUUAAGUGGUCCUCGAAAUUCAAUAUUUCAAUUGAGCCUGUGAUCUACGUGGUACAGAGACGAUGGAAUUAUGGAAUCCACCCUAGUGAAGACGACGCCACGCAUUGGCAGACGGUAGCCCAGACCACAGAUGAGCGGGUUCAGCUGAGUGACAUACGACCCAGCAGAUGGUACCAGUUCCGUGUGGCAGCUGUCAACGUGCAUGGGACCCGAGGCUUCACGGCCCCAAGCAAACACUUCCGUUCCUCUAAAGAUCCAUCUGCACCUCCAGCUCCAGCCAACCUCCGGCUCGCGAACUCCACCAUCAACAGUGACGGGAGUGUGACCGUGACUCUUGUUUGGGACGUCCCCGAGGAACCGGAUAUCCCCGUGCAUCACUACAAAGUGUUCUGGAGCUGGGCAGUCAGCCGCAAGUCAUUUGUCCCCACGAGAAAGAAGCGGAGAAAGACUACAGACGGGUCUCAGCGCUCCGUGACCCUGGAGAGGCUGCAGCCAGACUGUGACUACACAGUGGAACUCCAGGCCAUCGCCUACUGGGGACAGACCCGUCUCAAGAGUGCCAAGGUCUCACUUCAUUUCACGUCCACGCAUGCUGCCAACAACAAAGAACAACUUGGGAAAACUACGAAGGGCGUGAUUGAAACGCAGCCCCCUUUUCAGCGAAGACGGCCCACGCGCCUCCUGGAAAUUGGCGCCCCCUUCUAUCAAGACAGCCAGCUGCAAGUGAAGGUGUACUGGAAAAAAACCGAAGACCCCAGUGUCAGCCGCUACCACGUGCAGUGGUUCCCACAAGUCUGUACCCACAAUGAAUCCGCCAGACCUGACACCUCGUCCGCCACGACCCAGGAAAAUUACAUCAUUCUUCAAGAUCUAGCAUUUUCCUGCAAAUACAAGGUGACGGUCCAACCCGCACGGCCCAAGGGCCGCUUCAAGGCAGAAACCGUUUUCUUCACGACGCCGCCGUGCUCUGCUCUGAAGGGGAAAAGCCAGAAGCACUUCAGCUGCCCCGGAGAGGCAGCCGCUACAGGUCCCGUUCUUUACAAAGUGCUGGCCAAGCCGGAGAAUCUUUCUGCUUCGUUCGUCGUCCGAGAUGCCAACAUCACGGGCCACUUUUCCUGGAAGAUGGCCAAGGCCAACCUGUACCAGCCCGUGACGGGCUUUCAGGUGACGUGGGCCGAGGUCACGACGGAGAGCAGACAGAACAGCCUGCCCAACAGCAUCAUCUCGCAGUCCCAGAUCCUGCCUUCUGAUCAUUAUGUCCUCACUGUGCCCAGUCUGAGGCCAUCCACCCUGUAUAGACUGGAAGUCCAAGUGCUGACCGCGGAGGGCGAAGGGCCAGCCACCAUCAAAACCUUCCGGACCCCCGACCUCCCGCCGUCUUCUGCACACAGGCCCCACCUGAAGCAGCAACACCAUGCACAUCGCCACAAGCCUUCUCCAGAAAGAUACUAACCUGCUCCAAAUGAUGCCUGAACACGGAAGGAACAUGGGAGCUUGCUCCGCUUCAGGCCAAGCCAUGCGCACUUCCGGAAGCAGUUGUCACUCUUUCCCACGGAUGUCACUCUUUCCCACAGACGUCCCUCUCCCAUGCAACUUCCGCACACUGGGUUACUUCCCUCAAUCGCAGAUGCAUCAGAUCUUGAGCCAGAAACGAUGUACCCAUUUCCUGUGAGAGUGGAGAAAAAUGAACCCUCAGCCUAGUUUAACUGCAAAUCCUGCACUCGUGUGGCUUGGUUCGUCUCGACGGAAUUAUUGCAGAACUACGAUUUGCCUGAGUUUCGAGCAGCAAAUCCUCAAGACACAUCGGUGUAACAGAGACACAAUUCAUAUGCACAGGAAGCAUAAAGUUAACCAGUGGAACUUUUAUUAAAUUAUUGAUUUCGAUUUGCAAAACCAACAAAGAUGAUACAGCUUUUAGGCCCCCAUUUAUUCAAAUCUGGAGUAAGAUGAUUUUUUUUAUGACAUGUGACUUUUAACUACAAUAUUUAACCUGAAAUAGACCAGUUAAUGUACAUCUAAAAAUGCUCCCACGGUCCGGUACCUUGAGCUUCAAUUUGUAUACAAAGAAAAAUGAGUGUUCAAUCCGUAAAUUAUGAUUUAUGAGAGACAUCCAAAGCAGGAAAGUGUCCAUGAAUUAAGCUGCUAUCCAGAUUUUGCCUUGGAGAAAUGAAAAGUCUUUUUAAUAUUUCAUCCUAGAAGAUGAGAGAUUUCCCUGAUAACGUUAUUUAUAUUUCCCGUUUUUCCUUAAUGCAGAAAACAGCUGCUGGUGCUCUUGUAUCUAAAAAUUUACAAAACCUCCUGCUUAAAAGGGAAGCCUCCCAACUAUUGAACAUUUUCAAAUCUUUACCAAGAUUUGCCUUUUCUGAAUCAAAGUAAUCUACUUGUACGGGAGAUCAUUCUCAGUGGUAUAAAAAGGGGGGCAUUGAUUGAUAGAGAAGGACAGUUUAUCCUAACAUUUUCAAAUCUAUUAUAUGUUUUUGUUUGGAAACUUCCCCAGGCUACAAACGACUGCCUCAGAGCAUGAACUCAAGUCAAAGCAUGUUAUCAGUAUCUAGUGUUGCAGUGUAUUUGGAGUGAUUCUUAAACUCAGAAGUGUCUCAUUUAGUCAUUUUUCUUGAGGGAAUACCCACAUAUGUGGUUUGAAAUAUGCAUAUGUGUGUGCAUAUAGUUAUAAGUGCAUGCAUGUAUGUGUGUGUGUGUAUAUAUAUAUAUACACACAUAUAUACGUAUAUAUAAAUACACAUGCACACAUCUUGAAUAUGAAUCACUAAAUAAAUUGUUUUCACAGCUCACCAUUGGUGGAUAAAGACAUAGUUCUGAUUAAAGGUUGUAUGGAUAAUAUAUUUUCCCCAUCAAUGUGAUCCUGUGAGAAAAGAGCAAUUUAUCAAAAUUAAACAUUUUGAAGGAAAA